Paramecium sonneborni is the source of this 1773-nucleotide messenger RNA. Lineage: Eukaryota; Ciliophora; Oligohymenophorea; Peniculida; Parameciidae. The record is from the annotation of a GenBank genome assembly.
AUGUUUUAAGACUAAUUCAUAAGCUCAAAUAUUCCUUCCAAAUAAGUAAACGAGUUGGAUGAAGAAAAAUUUGACCAUCAAGAUAAAAUCAAAAAUGAAGAUAUCUCUAAUUAAACUUAAGUAAUUCGUUUGAAAAGAAACUAAUAAUAGAAGAAAGCUUUAAAUUUGGGUGAAGUUUCUUAGGAUUAGAUAAAUAGUUCAUAGAAUCAUUUGAAUGAAAAAAAUUAUAUGAAUUAACUUAAGUAAUAUGAAGAAAUUAAUAAUCAAUAAAAAUAAGAAUAAUACUAAUAAAAAUAAUAAUAACAAUAAUAAUAACAAUAUUAAAGAUAUGAAACCUCUUACUAACCAUUUUUAAAUUAUUAAUAGCAAUAUUCAUAACAAUAAAAUACCUAUAACUAUUAACAAUUUUCUAAUUAUGAAUAAUAAUAAUCAUUAUAGGAACAAUAGGAUUUUAUAAAGUUGCAAUAACUUUUAAAAACACCCGAAAUCCUUAAAGGCUCAUCAGUUAAGAAGAAGAUCAAAAAAAAUACUUCUAAUUCCAAAAUUAUUUCUAAACAGAAAGAAAAGAAAAAUAAAAGUCUUUUAGAUUAUUAAUUCAAGAUUUAAACAAAUAAAAAUUAAAAAAAUUAAAUUCAAUCAAAUAUAUAAUAAGAUCAUGGCUAAGAAUUACCUCAAAAAUAAUAAGAAUAAAAUAUUACUAAUGAUAAAUAAAAAUUUGAUACAAAAAUUAAAGUAAGCGAUAAGCCUUAAAUAAUAAAACCAUCAGGUUCUAUUUAUGGCAUAAUAGGAAUUAAUGAUGAUAGAAUCCUGUAUCAUACAAAAUAAUCAAUAGGAAUCUUAGAGGAUCCUUUUAAGAAGGGGUUUUAAAGAAGUGAAUAAGGAUGUUAAUCUCCAAUUGUUGGAUUUUAGGUAAAUAAAGCAGGUUAAGUAAUUUUAUAAACAGAAACUCAUGUUAUUCUUUAUAGUAAGGAUUUACAAUUACUAGAUUAAUUUAAAGAAAAAAUAGAGAAAAAUCUCUUAACUUAUUCUUAAGAAGGUAAAUAUAUCAUUUAAUAAUUAGUUUAUUAAUCUGAUUUCUUAAUAUAUUUUAGUAAUAAAGAAAAUACGUUGAUAAAGGUAGAAAUAUUAAAUUCUAGUCAUAAAUUUGGUAAAUCGUUAAUCCUAUUUAAAACUGUUAAACCAAUUUCAAUCAAAAUCAUAUAGAAUGAAAAGCUAUUUCUUGGAUAUUCAAAUGGACAAAUUAAAUAAUAUUCUUUAAAGUCAAAUCAAUUAAUAAAUAAUUAUCAAAUAAAACAAGAAAACUCCAUUCAGAUGAUAUUUUCUUCAAUUAUUUUUAGAAAAUAAUUUUGUUUAGGAAUAAUAUAGAACAGAAUUUUAAAAUUAAACUAUUUAAGUAAAUAAACAGAAAAUUUCUUAAAUGCUACAUAAAAUAUUAGUUAGUUUUCUUAUUAUUAUGAUUCACAAGAGAAUAUAUAUAUAAUUCAUGCUCUUUUAGAAAAUAAUGUAAUAUUUAUUAUAAAAUUAGAAAAUCUAUAAAUCAAAGAUGAUUAAUGGAAAGGAAAUUGAUGGAAAGGUACGAUCUUUAUAAUAAAAAAUAACUAGUAUUACCUUUUCAAGCAAAACUCUUUAGUUUAUAUAUGGUUGCCAAAAUGGCUACAUAAAUGGAUAUUAAAUCAGGUAAAUUUGAAUAAUAAUUAUUUAUACAUAAAUAAUUAAAAAUGCUAAAAUUAAUUACAUUAAUAUUAGAGCUUUUUCUUGUUUUAGAAUGCUUGA